Rhizophagus irregularis DAOM 181602=DAOM 197198 is the source of this 2601-nucleotide messenger RNA. RefSeq lists its product as uncharacterized. Lineage: Eukaryota; Fungi; Glomeromycota; Glomeromycetes; Glomerales; Glomeraceae. The record is from RefSeq and is a predicted model, not a curated record. Gene Ontology annotation, cellular component: fungal-type vacuole membrane.
AUGUCUUUGGAACAACCUCUUCCCAAAAUUGGUACAAAUAAUACAAAUAAUGGCGUUGAACGUCAUUCACCCCCUCUUAUAAAUAAAUCAAAUAUAAACGAUGAUGAGAAAUAUCGUGGAUUAGCUUAUAGCUCUGACAAUAUUUCACCUUCACACCAAAACGAUUUAUCUCCUCCCACUAAUAAUAACCCAUAUCCAUAUAAUAUAUAUAAGAAUAAUAAUACAAGUAGUACAAGUCAAAGUAGCCAAGAUAGUGCAAAAAGUAACGAUAAUUUAUUCCGUGAUUUCAAUUCUCUUCCAUCCCCUCCAAAGAAUUAUCAUACAUAUCCACAAACAACUGAGCUACAUCCAUCACGUGAUUUGGAUUCUGAGGAAAUAAAUAGGAACCCCGCUGAACCAGCAAAGAAAGGAUUCUUUCGUAAUAAGAAGAAAGCUUACUGCUGUAUUUGUUGCGGUCUUAUAAUCCUUAUUAUUAUAAUAAUGAUUCCAUUAACGCUUAAAGUGAUAGCUCCUUCUAUAGCGCAGGGAGCCGUGACAGGAAGUAAAUUGUCUUUUUCUAGUGCAAAACUUACUCAAUUAUCAGAAGAUGAUUUUAUGAUGAGUGUCUCAGGAGAAGUAACGGGUACUGGUCCUCUCAAAGCUACGAUUCAAGUACCUGAUGGCGUCAAAGUUUCAUGGAAUCAAUUAUUAAUUGGGCAAUUACCUUUGGAUACUAUAACCGCUCAACCUUUUACUGGUGCUAAAAUCGAAUCAUCACAGAAAUUCAAAGUCUUAAAUAAAACUGCUUUUGCUGAAUUUAAUAAAUUUAUGUUGAAAGAACGUGAAUUUACGUGGCAUCUGGAAGGAAUAGCUUCAGUCGAAGCUGCAGGACUCAAUCUUCAAGGAAUUGUAUUAUCAAAAGACGUUACGAUGGGAGGCAUGCAAAAUUUCCCAUCAGUAAAAAUAGAUAGUUUUAAUGCUCCAGCAGAACACCCUGAUGGUGGAAUUGAAAUUGAGAUCAAUUCAACAUUGGGAAAUCCUUCACCAAUUAAUGUUGAAUUGGGAGAUUUAGUUUUCGAUGUUGAAUACCUUGGUCAUAUUGUAGGUGAAGUUGGUGCAACAGGAGUUACAUUGGUAUCUGGUGAUAAUAAGCUUGACCUUAAAGGUCGUUUAAUUCCUCAAAAUAGCACUGAAGCAUUAGCAGCGGUUGGAGACUUGUUCUCUAAAUUUAUUACUGGACAAAAUGCGACAACUAGUGUGAUAGCAAAAUCAGUUAGACCAAAUAACGAGAGUGCACCAAUAAGUUGGCUCCAAUCUGCUUUUGUAGGGACUAAAUUAUCAGUUGUAUUACAAGGUGGAAAAGAUUUAAAAAUUAUUAGUAGCGUUGAUAUUAAUGCACUGGAUUUACAAUUCAACAAUGAGAAUCCAUAUAUUCCUAUGGCAAGUUCUUCUUCGCUCACAGCAGGGUUCAGCAUUCCAUUUGGAUUCCCGUUGGAAAUGAAACAAAUUUCUCAACAAAUCACAAUGUUUGACGGCGAUAAGGAAUUAGCAAGUUUAGGUUCACCAUUCACUGCCGCAACAGGAGAUUCAAAAUCUGGGAAAAUUGAGACUAGUUUUGCCCCUACACCUUUCAAAGUCGCUAAAGGAUCUGAAGAAUUAUUUGAUGAUUUCAGUAAAAGAUUGACAUUAGAAAAGAGUGUUUCACUUAAAAUGAAAGGUGUUGCAAAUUCUAUCGCGAAAACUCCUGUUGGUGAGGUGGAAAUUCAAGGGAUCGAAUUUGAAGUGCAAACCACAUUGCCAGGUAUUCAAGGAUUAAAGACGAAACCUGCUGUUGUCAAUUCUCUUGUUGUUACAGGGGGAACCGCGGAAAAUAUGUUAAUCAAAUUAUCAGUUACAUUAUUUAACCCAUCAAAUGUUAAGAUUUCAAUGGGUGAUGUAAUAUUCGAUUUAUUAUUUCAAGAUCAACCCAUGGGUAAAGUAAUAAUGGAAAAUUUCGUAUUGGAUCGUGGUGAAAACAAUGUAAAUGUUAUUGCACAAUUUGGACCAAAAGGUGAUGAAGCUAAUAAAGCCGGUCGUGAAUUACUUGAUAAUUUCAUCAUUGGAAAAUCGAAUACGGUUGGAAUUAAAGGAUCCGCUCAAUCAACUCCUAUUGCUCCGUUACAAAAGGCAUUGGCUGCUUUGGAAUUAACGACUACAAUGCCUGGACUGAAAUCUCCGAAACCUAUAAUAGAACAAGCAAGAUUUGCCAUUGGAUUAAAUACAAUAUUUGAUUCAAAAGGAACUGCUUCAAUUGAUGCAUUUAAUCCAUUCGAUACUACUAUCAAAUUCUUAAAUAUUAAAUCAAACAUACAAGUAAAAGAUGAUGAAAUUGGCAAUAUUGAUCAAGACUUAAGUGCGGAUCCUGUCAUUAUUCCAUCUGGAAAAACCGUUACGACUAAAGAUUUUGAUUUAAAUCUAAAGAUUAGUGGAGCUGCUAUUAAGAGUCUAUUUGAUUCUUUGGCAGGAAAUUUGAAAACUAAUAUUGCCGCCACUAUUGGAGUUGCUAUUGGAGAUUUUGUGACCGAAAUUGAUUAUAGUCAAAAUGAUGUACCAACUAGUUUGGGGAAGGGUGCCGGACAAUAA